Messenger RNA from Arachis ipaensis, 1350 nucleotides. NCBI's taxonomy places the organism in Eukaryota, Viridiplantae, Streptophyta, Magnoliopsida, Fabales, Fabaceae. The record is from RefSeq and is a predicted model, not a curated record.
AUGGCCACUCGCGGGCGAGGUCAAACACGUACAUGGGAAAGUAGGAAUGAGCAACCAGCUGAUAACCAUGCCGAGUUUAUGGCAGCCAUGGCUAACUUAGCGAACAUCAUGGAAGCGAAUGCUGCUGCGACUCUGCAAGCUGUGCAGAGGUUAGGCCAACCGGCGGGGAAUGGCAAUAGGAACGGAGAAGGAAAUGCCAAUGAUAAUGCUGAGGGAAAUGACGAUAACACGGGAGGAGUUCCGAUAACCUUGGCGACAUUUCUCAAGGUUCAUCCGCCCACUUUCCGAGGAUCCACUAAUCCUACUGAAGCGGAUCACUGGUUCCAGGCUAUGGAGCGUGCUUUACAGGCACAGCAUGUUCCCCUCAAUCAAUAUGUUGAGUUUGCCGCUUAUCAGCUAGCGGGAGAGGCCCAGCCCUGGUGGCAAGCAGAGUGUCGCUUGCUACAACUUCAAAACACCGACACUCCAUGGGAGGUAUUCCAAGCGGCCUUCUAUUACACCAACAAGUUUGAGGAACUCUGUAGGUUCUCUAGGGUAUGUCAAGGUGCCCCGGAGACAUAUGAGAGCUGGAAGUGCAUUAAGUACCAGAGGGGUUUAAAGGAUAGUAUUAUGACUUCUGUGGCGCCUAUGAAAAUCCGUGUCUUCUCUGACUUGGUGAACAAGGCGAGAGUGGUGGAAGAAUAUGUGAAGACUAUGGCGGCAUCCAAGGAAACUCAUAAAGGGAGCUCUAGUCGGGGGCGUGGCAAGUAUUUUCAUCCGAGAGGGAAGCUUCAAGAGAGGAGGAUAUGUGCCUCAAGGUGUUUUCAUCCUUAUGACUCAUGCAAAAUUGGUUUAGGUGGUUGCUUCAGUUGUGGGUUGCCUAGCCACAUUGCAAGGGAUUGCACUCGUGGGAGGAACCAAAAUGUGGGCCAGAGUCAGCAUCAAGGUCGAGUCUUUACUGUGAAUGCCAAGGAUGCUUCUAAGGCAGAUCCGUUGAUGAGAGGUAUAUGUCUAAUUGGUGAUAAGUCCUUAGUUGCAUUAUAUGAUACUGGAGCUUCACAUUCAUUUAUUUCAUUUGCUAAAGUUGAGGAAUUAAGUUUGAAAGUGUCAGAGUUACCUUUUGAUUUGCAUGUUCAUACUCCGCAUCAGACAGUUAUGACUAGUGGGAAGGAGUGUCAGGGCUAUAUUCUGUUGGAUGCUAAUGCAUUGGGUGAUGCCCAGAACUUAGAUCAGAUUCUGGUGGUUAGAGACUUUCCAGAGGUGUUCCCGGAGGAUAUUCCUGAAUUCUCACCUCAAAAGGAGAUUGAAUUUGUGAUUGAAUUGGUGCCGGGAGCCAGAUCAGUAAUGAUUGCGCCGUAUAGAAUGUUUUAA